AUGGGUUCAAUCUCCGCUCUAAACGGAGUCGGCAUUUGCCCAUUGGGUGAUGGCUUUGUGCCACUGCCAGUGCCACCAUCUUCAAACCACGACAUUACUUUGCGAAAUUCUAUAGCUUAUACGACGUACGCCAGUCAGUCAGCCAUGGCUUCUGUUUCGAAUAUCAACAAGGGCAUUCCGUCGAAUUUCAUGAAUCUCCCAAUGGAUAUCCAUUUUCUCAUCUGCACCCUGGCAUCACCCUUCAGCAUCAUCGCGUUGAGACAGACCUGUAAAACAAUGCUUUAUGUGACUCGACAACGCGUCAUCUGGAUCAACGUCUUACAAAGAGUUUGCCACGAAAAGACCGUCUAUCCUGGGACAUACUCCCCGCUUUCGAAUCUGAAUCUUCCUGCCCUUGAACAUGCCGCUCUGGCUCCUUACAGAUUGGAACGCGAAGCACGGACAGCAUCGCAUCGGGAGGACGCGGUUAUGAAUCUCUCAAACAAGACUACUUAUCAACAGCAAAUCACUCCCGGGUCGAUGGCUUCGCCGGAAAAGUCAUUUCUCAUUCCAGGUGGCCGCUUUUUUGUUACUCUACAUCAUCGGAUUCUGGAGUUAUGGGACCUGGGUUUUCGCUGGCAGAGGGGACCCGACGGGCCGAUUGCGACUAUCCAUUCAGAGUGCCACUCGUUCACCAUCCAUCCUUCUUGCGAUGCACGUGCGAUCAGAAUUUUAACAGUUCGUUACCCUAUCGCCCCCAAUGAAGAAUACUCAUUCGAAGUUUUCGAAACCUAUCCGGAUCAAACAGAACCUCGGCUCGCCAAGAUCGCAAGUAUUCAAGCCAUCAGUCAAUAUCGUCUCUAUUUUACUUCAAUUUGCGAAAAUCUCCUAGUUCUCGUUCACGAACAUGCCAUCAAAAUAUGGGAUUUCGUCGGCAACAGAUGGACCUCGUGGUACACAGACCGCACGCCUCAGCAGGUGCCAUUUGUUCCUUCUUUCGCCCUGGAACUCAUUUCUCACCCCAGACUACAGAUUUUAAUGACAACCGACCAAAUUAUGCUGAUCGACAUAGCUCAGAGAGUGGCAGUUUGGGACAUCCCAGUUCUCUCUCCUGACGCAGCAACCUUUGCGAAGGCGCCAGAACCGGAACCAAGUCAUGAUCACGAUCCUCUUCGUUGCAUUUAUUUGCCGCAGGAAUACGGCCUGUGGUGGUGCAACGGUCUAUCUGACUGGUAUACUGGAAGCCAGCAGCCUCUUUGGUUUGAUGUCGUUUUGCCGUCUGUUCUCCCUUCAAGCCACCCAACAUUCCAAAGGUUCGAAGUGACGUCUUCCCACACAAAGGAAUCUCCUCAGGCCCUUGUGCACCUCUCUACGUUCUCUAUCGGAUCAUAUCAAUACGUUCUACCCUGUCGGGUGUCGGGAUCAGACCUCUCCUUUGUCUGGCUUGAUUCCACUCAUGUUCGUUGGCAGGUCGGACCAUCAUUGCGCGACAAGACUGGUUAUAGUGUGUCCUUGCUGAACCUUGCCAUCGACUCAGAUGAUUUUUUGAACGUUAGUUUCUGCCCGAUUGCUGGUCGGCUCUGUUACGCCUCUUCGGCAGGAAAUGCGAGAUAUAUCCACGUCAUCGAUUAUCUUAGCCCGCCUUCGGAUGCCUUCAGUAAUUAA
Molecule: messenger RNA, 1644 nt
Organism: Cyclocybe aegerita
Lineage: Eukaryota; Fungi; Basidiomycota; Agaricomycetes; Agaricales; Hemipholiotaceae
Source: the annotation of a GenBank genome assembly